AUGUACUUCACAGGAGGUUUCCAACAGACGUGGCUUUGCGAAUAUCUCAAGGUCAUUGCAGAUGUUUGCGGCCAUGGAAACAAGAUGUUGGAGAUUGUAUUGGUCAUCAAGGACAAAUCUCUCUUGCCGUGCUGCCCAUCCGACGUGCAAAUGCAGGUCAUCAGUACUGUGCGGUCGGACGCCGCAAUAUCAGUGUACAUGGCCUUGGUUGAUCGCCGACAUCUUGUCUCUAGCUAA
Molecule: messenger RNA, 237 nt
Organism: Plenodomus lingam JN3
Lineage: Eukaryota; Fungi; Ascomycota; Dothideomycetes; Pleosporales; Leptosphaeriaceae
Source: RefSeq, a predicted model, not a curated record